AUGCUCGGCAAGGCAUUGUUUCCUGCAAUCACGUUCCGCAACGUCACGGUGCAGGUGCACUUCGGCGCGGCUCCUUUGAGGCCGCUGCCGUUCAAGUGCCACACCUGGCAGGAGGUGCAGAAAACACACAGUGAGGUGAGAACAUCACCUGUGCCCAAAGAUGGCAAAUACCAGGUGCUCUUGCCAGUGGGCCUACCGGACGAAGCCACUUUCGACUGGGUGGACCAGUUCUUGUCCAAGAACAAGAACUACACUGAGAUUAGCGACCGCUCGAUCCUCGACUGGGCCAACAAAAGUGGUCUUCAGCGAUCUGGCGGCUACGUGAAGAGGAGCUCCCAUGACCAUCCGGAGAUGAAUUUCGGACUGCCGCUGAUGGAUGACUACAGUGUCAGCAAAGUGCUGAAAGCCUUCGCCACAGUUUUGCCUCGCAACUUCAUCAUUGCUGAGGUGAAGAACAACCUUCUGGCGGACGAGCGACAGAAGACCCUGGCACGCUUUCCGAGCCACUGCUACACGAAGGAAGUGCGAGUGCUGGUUGGGGAGCCAGCCGCGGAUUACAAGACCUUCAUCCAGGAGGUCAUGCUGAAAGAGAAAAAGGAGAAAGCUGAAGCCGAAAUGAAGAGGAAAAAGGCGGAAGCUGUUGCAAAGCAGGCUGAGGAAGAGAGGCGAAAGAAGCGUCUCGAAGAGCAGAAGCAGCGUGCCGAAGCUGCGAAGGACGGAAAUGGGGCAGAAGGAGGCGAAGAGGAGCCAAAAGAUGAGAAAGAGGAGGGCAAAGAAGAGGAGCAGCAAGAGGAAAAGGAAGAAGCUAAGGAGGAAGAGAAGGCGGAAGAAGCGAAAGAUGAGCCCAUGGAGGAGGUCCAGGUGGCUCUGACGGAAGAGGAGAAGAAGUUCUGGUUCCGCCGCAAGGAUGUUCCGGACCUCACCUCGAAGGACAUGUCCUCAUCCUACGAGAAGUUCACAUUGCCGACUGCAGAGGAAGGGUGCGAUAAAGUGACCUUCCUGUGGUACAAGGAAGCACAAUGCAAGGAAUACCUCCAGAAGUGGGUCUUGGAGCGAAAGAUGACCCAGCGUGUAGAGGAUCUGCAGCCCUCGGAGUGGUUCCGGCAAAAGCACAACGAGUGGAAUCGCAUGCUGGGCUCAUGGAAGCGAGCACAUCAAGACUUCAAGGACCCAAACCGAAGAAGAGCGAUGGAGAUGGCGAAGAAAAGACGGGAGCAGGCCAAGGCGAGGGAAGAGGAGAAGAAGGUUGACGAGAAGCCGGACGAAAAGACUGACGACAAGCCUGACGAGAAGAACGACGAGACAGCUGAGGAGAACGGUGGUCAAGCAGAGGAGGGAGAAGAGGUCGAGAAGGAGAAGCCGGAGGAGAGCAAUGAGAAGGCAGAGGAGCCGGAUCAGCCAGAGGAGAUGAAGAUCGACGCUGCCUCGCUGGAUCCUUUCGCCAUCGAGGAUGUCACCGACCUUGGCAACGGAGAGCCGCUCUUCGCAGAAUUUACCUUCGAGGACUGGAUGCUGCUUACUCUGAGAUUCGAGCUGCAUCUGCUUUGUCAUGCCUUCCGACAUGACCUGGACGACCCUGAUCGCCCGAGCUUCAAAGAGAACCACUUCAGCUUCUACUACCAGAAGUACUACAAACGUGGCUUCAACUUGAAGAGCUUCGGAGUGGAGUCGACGGAGGGCCUGGUCAACCUGGUGAAAGACACGGUGGAGAUGACCUCCAGCAGCUCACUGGAGCCCCAGUUGAGCCACGACACGCCCCUGGACAACUUCGUACGCCUGACCGAGGACGCGAGGCGGGACCGCCAACUGCGCAUCGACUCUGGCGACGAACUCGCCUUGCUGAAGUUCCAGCGGCCGAACACAGCCUCGGCCUCGCAGGGAGACCAGCAGGCGUUCUGCAUGAAUGGUUGCUUCGGACUGUGCAUGUCGUCUCUUUUUGCUCCAGCUUUCUUGCAACUCAAGGCUCCAGCAGCCUACGACAAAGGCAAAGGACUCCCUACAUCGAUGCAUCUCAUGACCUUGUCUGUGGAAACGCCGCAAAGAUAUGCACAAGUGGAUGCAAGCUCGAUUUUGCGGAGAUCCUUCGUAUCACAAAAGCUCUACGAACCGAAGGACGUGCUGGAAUUCGGCAAUGCCUUGUCAUAUCGUGUCAUGCCGUAUGCGCAGGCCGCGCAGGCACCACGCCCGCGCAAGGGGGCGGCGGCCAGCAUGGGCAGCGGUACCAGCAGCGUGGAGGUGGCUCGUACGGUGGAGGGGGCGGCGGCGGAGGAGGCUGCAAUGCUGGCGGAGACGCGGGAGUAUUCUUCAGAUCGAGAAGCACUGCGCCAGAUUGCACAGGAGCUUUGUGAGCCGUUCACUGGAGAAGGAUACCAUGAUCUUGAUCCAUAUCGGAGCCUUGCACAGGAGCUGGUGAAUAUCGGCAGGAUGACCGAGGCCGAGGAUCCACGAGGAAAUCUCCUGGGCUCCAUGAACUUUCCCGCUUGGGUAGAUCUCCUGGGCGAUGAUGCAGGGGGCAUGAGUCUGAUUUAUGACAGCCUCUUGCGCGGCUGGGCACAGGUGGGCAACAUCGACCAAGCGCUGCGCUGGCUGACCCAGUCGCUGUUAAAAACACAUGCAAAGGUCAUUCGCAACAACGACAAGCAGCCAGCGCAGGAUGCCUCGAUUGCCCUCAUCCAGGCCCUGGGGAGGCGUGGAGACCUUUCAACUGCCGAAAGCCUUCUGGACGAUCUCUCUUACUGCAUGCCUUGGCCGUUCCCCGCUCUUGUCAAUGCCGCGCUGCGCGGCUGCGCCGAAUCCGCGGACGUGAAGGGCGCCAGGCAUUGGAUGCAGCUGAUGUCAGACCAUGGAAGCAAACCUGAUGGCUCCUCCUACUUGGCUGCUCUCGAGGGAUUUGCAAAAUGCGGCCGCUCCGACUUGGCGCAGAGCUGGUGGGACCAGAUGAAAUCCGAGGGCUUCUUGCCCAUAUGUGAGCACUACACAGCGAUGAUGAAAGCGUUGGAUCGCGAAGACUUCCGCGGUGCAGAGUCCUGGUUCGUCCGCAUGGAAGACGCAGGAGUUGCGCCCGAGGCAAUGAGCUAUGCGGCAGUGAUUGAGCGUGCAACUUCUGAAGGCGUUGCGCUCUCGUGGUUUGACAAGAUGCUCACUGACGGCUGGGCGCCUGACUUGGACGCCUGCAAAAGCAUGCUCGUGGCCAUCGGCCGCACCGCGCCCGCGAGAGCUAUCGAGUGGCUGCGCAAGAUGGAGAUCGUGUUCAACCUUUUCCCAGAUCUUGCCUGCUACAACAUUGUCCUCAAUGCCGCGGUCCGGUCGAGAGCAGACAUCCAUCCCGAGAAGCUGCUCAUGGAGAUGCACGAGAGGUACCUCCGGCCUGACGCCGUCAGCUUCAACACCGUGAUCUCAAGCUGCGCAAGGACUGGCGACGACGAAGGCAUGCAGAGGUGGCUGGCGCAGAUGUCCGAGGAAGGCCUCUCUCCCGACCUUGCUACCUUCAAUUCCGUCAUUGACAGUUUUGCUCGUCGAGGCUUGUUCGCCGAUGCUGAGCAGUGGCUCCAGAGGCUGAAGGAUGCAGGUUUGCGCCCGAACGUCCGCUCAUAUGGUCCACUAACCACCGCCUUGGCGCAACGUGGGGACACCGUGGCGGCCGCACACUGGCUGAGGAACAUGAUCGAGGAUUCUGCCACGGCCUUGAUAAGCGACGACAAUUGA
Molecule: messenger RNA, 3705 nt
Organism: Symbiodinium natans
Lineage: Eukaryota; Dinophyceae; Suessiales; Symbiodiniaceae
Source: the annotation of a GenBank genome assembly